Ostreobium quekettii is the source of this 444-nucleotide messenger RNA. The record is from the annotation of a GenBank genome assembly. Lineage: Eukaryota; Viridiplantae; Chlorophyta; Ulvophyceae; Bryopsidales; Ostreobiaceae.
UCGUCCAACAGUGUGGACAUGAGGGACUGCAUCUUCAAAGGAAACAAGGCCCAUGGAUUUGGAGCAGCGCUUCGCGUUCAAGAGAGCACAACGUUGGACAUGGCAGAAUGCACGUUCGAAGGAAACCAAGCUAAUGGCGAUGGUCGAGGAGGAGGGCUGGCGCUGGCGGAAUCCGUGGACGUGCGAAUCCAAGAAUCCAUCUUCUCCAGCAACAGCGCUGACUUUGGUGGGGCAAUAGACUCACUGAUCCAGGUGAAGCUAACGGUCGACGGUUCCAAAUUCUCCAACAACACGGCCGGGAACUCUGGAGGGGCAUACAAUGCCGCGAAUGAAAGUACAACGGAUUUCAACAGCUGCGAUUUCUUCGAGAACAAUGCUGGAAUCGGAGGAGCAAUUGCCACUUAUGCAAGGUGCUUGCGAGGAUCGGAGAAGGCAGGCGGUUGA